UUUUGUUCUUAUAUGUUCGAUUAACCAAUUGAAUUUAAGAAAAGUGCGUUUUAAAAACAAUCUUUUUAUUAUAGGUGGUAGUAGUUGCUCAUAAUAAUAACCGGUGAAGGAAUUCUUACGUCAUCAGAUUUUGGGUUUUGGGGCACUGUGGAAAACUGAGAUCAAGGAAGCACACUGAAACGACGUCGUUAUGAGGAAGAAGAGCCCACAGGACAUGAUUUGACUAAAAAGUCCAAGUAACAUACUUGAAAUUACCGUUUCUACCACAACAAGCGACAUCGCCGCAGAAAAUGUCGAUACUCCGAUUAUUACACCGCGCAACCUCUUCCUCCUCCACCGCAACCGCAUUCCUCCACCGCACAACGGCCUCUGCCUCCGCCGGUGAGCCGAUCAGCCCGUCCAACACGCGCGUGGGUUGGAUCGGGACCGGCGUAAUGGGCCGGUCCAUGUGUGGACACUUGAUCAGCGCCGGGUUCGCCGUCACCGUCUUCAACCGCACCAUCUCCAAGGCUCAGCAGCUCCUCGACAUGGGCGGGAAGCUCGCCGACUCGCCUCGCGCUGUCGCGGCUCAGUCCGAUGUCGUCUUCUCUAUCGUCGGAUAUCCCUCCGACGUCCGCCACGUCCUCCUCGAUCCAACCUCCGGUGCUUUGUCCGGUCUCCGAUCCGGCGGAGUCCUCGUCGACAUGACGACCUCCGAGCCAUUCCUCGCGGAGGAGAUCGCCUCUGCCGCCGCGGCCGCGAACUGCUUCUCGAUCGACGCACCGGUUUCCGGGGGAGAUUUGGGCGCGAAGAAGGGUAAGCUGGCGAUCUUCGCCGGAGGAGAUGAGACCGUUGUGAAACGGCUGGAUCAGAUAUUUGCCCUAAUGGGCAAGGUCAAUUACAUGGGCUCAAGCGGGAAAGGGCAAUCCGCGAAGCUGGCGAACCAGAUCACGAUCGCAUCGACGAUGCUAGGGCUCGUCGAGGGCAUAAUCUAUGCUCACAAAGCAGGGCUCGACGUGGAAAACUUUCUGGAAGCGAUCUCGGCGGGAGGAGCGCGAUCGAGAUCGCUUGAACUGUACGGAAACCGGAUUCUGAGGAGGGAUUUCGAGCCAGGGUUCUACGUGAACCAUUUCGUGAAGGAUUUGGGGAUUUGUCUGAAGGAAUGCGAGAGAAUGGGAUUGGCUCUGCCUGGAUUGGCCCUAGCCCAGCAGCUUUACCUGUCGCUCAAGGCACAUGGCGAAGGCAUUCUGGGCACUCAAGCUUUGAUCUUGGCUCUUGAGCGGCUCAACAAUGUCUCUGUUCAGCCCAAGGUGGUCUCUUCGUCUGACUCAAGCUUGAUUUAGGCAUAGCUUCUACUUCCGGUUGCAGUUUUUUUGUACAAAUGCUUCUCCGAGAUGAUGAUGAUGGAGAGUGAGCUCAACAUCCUUUUAUACUAAUAACAAAACCCAUCAUUUCUGGAACUUCUCGCCAGAAUUUGCAGUGCUUUUGUGUCCUUUGAUCUGUAAAAACAUUAUCUUUAUACACCAGGAACCCAAUGAACCGAUCACA
Tarenaya hassleriana is the source of this 1527-nucleotide messenger RNA. Its product is annotated as probable 3-hydroxyisobutyrate dehydrogenase-like 1, mitochondrial. Lineage: Eukaryota; Viridiplantae; Streptophyta; Magnoliopsida; Brassicales; Cleomaceae. Gene Ontology annotation, molecular function: NAD binding; NADP binding; oxidoreductase activity. The transcript has a single exon. The coding region runs from base 291 to 1322 and encodes 343 amino acids. The record is from RefSeq and is a predicted model, not a curated record.